This is a messenger RNA of Camelina sativa (false flax), 1793 nucleotides long. The record is from RefSeq and is a predicted model, not a curated record. NCBI's taxonomy places the organism in Eukaryota, Viridiplantae, Streptophyta, Magnoliopsida, Brassicales, Brassicaceae.
CAGCGCCAGUUUUUGUUCGAUGAAGACGAGAUAUGUGAUAUGCUGAGUGGUGAUGCAGCAGGUAGUAAAAGUGUAAUAGGCAUAAAGUUCCGCUACAUAAUCGAGGAAGAAUUCGAUCUAAGUGAGAGGAUUUUCGAAGGAAUGUCUAAUCUUCAGUUCUUAAGAUUGGAUGGUGGCCCUAAUAAAUUGCAACUAUCUCGCGGUCUGAACUAUCUUUCUCGCAAACUUCAAUUACUAGAUUGGAAUUAUUUUCCCGAUGACAUGUUUGCCUUCUAUUGUGAACGUGGAGUUCCUUAUCGAACUAAACCUGAAGCACAGCAAGCUUGAAACGUUGUGGGAAGGAAUUAAACCGCUUCAAAAUCUGAGGCGGAUGGAUUUGAGUUAUUCUGUAAACUUGAAGGAGCUUCCUGAUCUCUCAACUGCCACUAAUCUUCGAAAUUUGAUUCUUUCGAGUUGCUCCAGUCUGAUCAGACUCCCUUCUUGUAUUGGGAAUGCCACCAGUCUCGAGGAUUUAUAUAUUAGUGGGUGCUCAAAUCUAUUGGAGCUCCCGCCUUCUAUUGGGAAUGCCAUUAAUCUCCAAAUACUGCUUCUUGUCGAUUUUGCUCAAAUCUAUUGGAGCUCCCGUCCUCUAUUGGGAAUGCCAUUAAACUCCGAACACUGGAUCUUCGUCGUUGCUCAAAUUUAUUGGAGCUCCCGCCUUCUAUUGGGAAUGCCACUAAUCUUGAAAGCCUGCUUCUUGAAGAUUGCUCAAGUCUGUUGGAACUUCCUCUUUCUAUUGGAAACCUUCAGAAGUUGCAGAAAUUGAUGUUAGAAGGAUCUUCCCAGCAACGUCAAUUUGAAAUCUUUGGGCAUACUUGCGCUCAAGAAUUGCUCGAUGGUGAAAAGGUUUCCGGAGAUCUCCACAAACGUUAGACUUCUCAAUCUCAGUGGAACCGCAAUAGAAGAAGUGCCUCCCUCGAUCAGGUCAUGGCCCCGUCUGCAUGACUUGCUGAUGUCAUACUUUGAAAACCUCAAGGAAUUCCCUCAUGCUCUUGACAGCAUCACACAUCUGGAAUUGAACGAUACAGAAAUACAAGAGGUUCCUCCAUGGAUCAAGAGAAUUUCUCGUCUUAGGACGCUCAUGCUCAAGGGGUGCAGGAAGGUGGUAUCACUCCCACAGAUUCCAGAAUCUUUAAAAGAGAUUGAUGCAGAAGAUUGUGAGUCCUUGGAGAUACUAGAUUGCACCUUCCACAAUCCAGAGAUUACUCUCAGAUUUGGUAAGUGCUUUAAACUGAAUCAAGAAGCAAGAGACCUCAUCAUCCAGAGUAGGCGAGCAGUCUUACCUGGUAGAGAAGUGCAUGCGUACUUCACUCACCGAGUGACUGGGGGUUCAUUGACAAUUAAGUUGAAUGAGAGGCCUCUUCCUAGAUACAUGAGAUUUAAGGCUUGCAUCUUGCUGGUUAAUAAUGGUGACUGUGAGGCUCCUGAUAGAGAUAAUAAAUGGUUACAUAUUUCUUUCGGUGUUAGGUCUAGAACAUCGGGAGAAUAUAUUUAUCCAUGCCUAACAGAGCAUCUGUACACAUUCGGAAUCGAAGCAAUUGUAACUUCCAGCGAGCUUGUCUUUGAGUUCAACGUCCGAGGCCGUAACGACUGGAAGAUAGGAGGAUGCGGGUUACGUUCGGAAGUUCUUCAUAUUGUUGAUGGACACGAAUGAGAGUCUGAGCGGUACAGACUGUUGUGGAUUUGAAGAAAAAAUAUAAAGAAUUCAGUUUAAAGAAAGAUAAAAUAUAAUUCUGUGCAACGCGUUAAGAAUU